Messenger RNA from Limulus polyphemus (Atlantic horseshoe crab), 1572 nucleotides. RefSeq names its product transcription initiation factor IIA subunit 1-like. Gene Ontology annotation, cellular component: transcription factor TFIIA complex. The record is from RefSeq and is a predicted model, not a curated record. Gene Ontology annotation, biological process: transcription by RNA polymerase II; transcription initiation at RNA polymerase II promoter. Bases 126 to 1124 code for a protein of 332 amino acids. Lineage: Eukaryota; Metazoa; Arthropoda; Merostomata; Xiphosura; Limulidae. The transcript has 10 exons.
GGCAAUCGUGAAGCACUGAGGCCGGUGGCAGGUUCGCCGUCUAUAUAAAGGAGGUUCAGCAGUGGUUCAACGGCUUCUCAGAAGCCUUGAUUAUAGUUUGUUUGUUGUGUUUUUGUUAAUUUUAAAUGGCAGCAUCUACCGUGCCAAAGUUGUACAGAAGCGUUAUAGAGGAUGUUAUCAACAAUGUUAGAGAAGCCUUUCUUGAUGAGGGUGUGGAUGAACAAAUACUCGUAGAAUUGAAACAGACCUGGGAAAAGAAGCUAGUUGAAUCGAAAGCUGUAGAACAUAAAGAACCAGAAAUGGUUAGUGCUCCUAAUUUUAGACAUCAAGUAACAAGUCAGUCAUCUUCUCAACAUGCUCAGCCUCAACCGAGGGUGGUUGCACAGGUUGCAUCAUCAGCAAUAGCUCAUCAACUGGCUUUGCCUCCUGGUAGUUUGGUGCAGCCUAUAAUUCAGUAUUCCUCCACUACAGGCACUGGGAUGGAAACAGUUGCCCUUACAGUGCCACAGAAAGUGACCAUUGCCCUACCUGCACAAAAUUCCCAACAAGGUGUACAGACUGUAAUGUCUGCUGGUACUACUCUUGCUCUAAAUCCUCAAAUGACAGCUAACUUGCUUCAGCAGGCUGGUAUCUUGAGCACUCAACAAGCCACACCCACCAGCCUUGAUACAGGAACACACACUCAAAGAAAAGAUACUCAGUUCCAUACUCUUCCUACAGCUGUGCUGGACAAACAGUACACAGUGAGUCUGUCUCAGGCCACCAACUCAGCUGUUUUACAGACUGGUAGAAUACCUCAAGUAGAUGGAGCAUGUGACACUAGUGAUGAAGAGGAAGAAGAUGAUUUUCGUGAUAAUGAUGAUGACAGAAAUGAUAAUAAUGAUGAUGAACAGAAUGAGGAUGAGUGUGCUGCAGAAGAAGAAGAUGAACCUCUAAAUUCCGAAGAUGAUGUAAGUGAUGAAGAUCCAUCAGAAUUAUUUGAAACAGACAAUGUUGUUGUAUGCCAAUUUGAUAAGAUAUCCCGAAGCAGAAACAGGUGGAAGUUUCACUUAAAGGAUGGAAUAAUGAACUUAUCGGGUAAGGAUUAUGUGUUCCAGAAAGCAAUUGGAGACAGUGAGUGGUAACUGCCAGAAACCAAAUAUAUAAACCCAGAUGUUUCAAGUGGCCAGUGACAGACGAACAUUGAGUUUCUAGACUUUCAACUUCACGUAGCCACUGGAGAGUCAAACCUGAUCAUUCAAGAUCUGUUGAUCGUGGUUUGAAAGCUUGCGGUGGCUUCCUGCGACAUUUCAACAUCAUUCGGGUGUCUGGUUAACCUGUUUUUUGUCUUAGCAUCCUUAAGAAACUGUACUCAAGCAAAACUGUGACCUUAUGAUGUCAGUAGAAGUUGGCUGAUUAACAGCAACUCUCCUGUUUUGUUUUGUUUUUUAUCUUUGUGUUGCUACUGCUUAAAUGUAGAGAUGUAGUAUUUCACAUGUCUGAGACUUCUGUAUAUACAAGCUCAUAUCAGAAUAUUUUCUUCAUUUAUUCACCUCUGUCCGGCUGACGACUUCAAUAAAAACUUCUUAAAAA